This is a messenger RNA of Gadus macrocephalus (Pacific cod), 3094 nucleotides long. It is a transcript of the gene rgs12a, whose product is annotated as regulator of G protein signaling 12a. The record is from RefSeq and is a predicted model, not a curated record. The coding region runs from base 305 to 3094 and encodes 929 amino acids. Gene Ontology annotation, molecular function: protein binding; GTPase activator activity. The transcript has 8 exons. Lineage: Eukaryota; Metazoa; Chordata; Actinopteri; Gadiformes; Gadidae.
GUGUCAUGGUUACUAUGAAAGACGCUUUGUAAUCCCAGCAGUCAAUGGAGGGGGUGUCGCUCGGUCCAUAUGCACUUCUACACCGAGGGGGGAUACUUGGUGAAAAAAAAGGGAAUCUUUGAAGUUUUGAUGCAAACAAAUGUACACGUGUAGGUUCCCGUCGUUCUAAGGGCACUCGGAUACCUCUUGGAAAGUUGGACCAAACUCCAGAGGAGCUGAAUAGGAUGACAACAGCACCUCGGUGUUGGCACUCAAACCAAACAAACACAAGUGUCGCGGUUCCCACGGGAAACGCACAACACGGAUGAGGAUCAUGGGGCAGCCUGAAGGCGUGCGCCGGCGUCUCGACCUCGAACUUAACCCCCCCCCGGGGGACGUCAGACACUUGGAGGUCGUACGCGGUCGCGCCGGCUACGGCUUCACGGUGACGGGCCAGGGCCCCUGCCUGCUCAGUGCCAUCCUGGAGGGUGGCCCCGGCGCGCAGGUGGGCCUGAAGCAAGGAGACCGCCUCAUGGCCGUCGACGGCGCCGACGUUUCCCACCUCCCCCACGAGACCGUGGUUCAGUUGAUUGGCACCUGCUGCAACGGCCCCCUGCGAUUGGCCGUGCUGGCGGAAGGGCGGAGCCCGGGGACGCCCGCUAUCGACGAGGACGAAUGCGUUAGAAAGGAUCUGUACCGAAAGGCUGGUGUGUUCCGCGGCAUUUCGGAGGACCCGGCCCCUCCGUCGGUGUGUGGCCCCGGCGGGCCGGCUGAGACCAAGCCGCGGCCCGUGUCGGAGCCCGACUUGUCGCGCUGGGCCCAGCGGUUGGACUCUCUGGUGGAGUGGCCCCAGGAGGAGGGCACGGAGGACGGGGACUCGGUCUGCAGCGACCCCGACGAGGCCGGCGCGGACUGGAGCCUCCUGAACAUGACCAUGGUGGUGGGUUACCUGAGCUCCACGGAGCUCCUCCUGAGCCGCGUGGAGUCGGAGGAGUCCUGCCUGGAGGCCAUCCGCCAGUGCAUCCGCCAGCUGGGCACGGAGCAGGACACCCACACGCUGGUGCUGAUGAAGGUCAUGUUCGACUGCGUGCGGCUCUGCGACGACGCCGGGGCGGUGCUGGCGGCGUUCCCCGCCGAGAACCUGCUGCUGGGCGCCGUCUGCGCCGAGGACGGCCGCUUCUUCUGCCUGGUCACCACGGCGCACGUCUCCGACGUCCGGCCCCCCCAGGAGGGCCCCCUCCGGGCGUCCUGCCACGUCUUCUUUGUCGACCCGGAGCUGGGCUGCCACCGGGACCACAUGGCGAUCGCCGGGCGCUUCGGGUUCCGCUGCACCCCGGACCCCGACGCGGCGGGCUGCCUGGAGUUCCCCCCGGCCCCCCAGGAGGUGCUCCACUUUGUGUCGGUGCUGUACGGCGACAUGGGGGAGGCGGUGGAGCGGAUCCGGGUCCGGCUGGACGCGGAGGCCCUGCCGCCGGCCCCGGAGGACGAGGACGUGGACGAGGAGGGCCGGGGCACGGGCAAGGGGGGCAGCGCCAGCAGCACCGGAGACAGCGGCAUCGGGAACGCCUCGCCCCCCGAGGAGCGGACGGAGCGGGACUUCCCCCCAUUGGCCGAGGCGCCGGGUGGGAGCCACGCGGGGGUCCACCUCCCCAGCUGUCCCUGGGAUUACCCGGCGGAUGAAGAGCUCGCCCCGCGGGGCCGGGCCCAGACCACCCCCAGCCUCCACUGUAAUCCCGACAGCCAGCUGGACGAGGGCUUCCCCCUCACCGAGUCCCUGCCCGGGCCGGACGCCCUGAGCGGCUUCUACGGAGGCCCGCCCCCCAGGCUCGAGUUCCAGUUCAAGCCCCCGCCGCCUCCCCUGCCUCCGGGGAAGAAGCAGAACUUUCUCCGGGGACCCCUCAGGAACAGCCAGAGGUGGUUCUCCAGGCAGAAGGGGCCCAAAGGACACGGCGGGGCCCCGGAGCCUAAAAAAACGGUGGCGGCUAACGUCUGGCCCUCCAGCGUUAGCCUUGCCGGCAUUAACGCCAACUUCCUGCCCCCGCCCAUGAGCCACAUCAAUACGGGCGGCUAUGGUCUGGGAAACCCCGGCGCGAUGCUGCCUCCCAAAGAAGACUGGACCAAAAGGUUCCUGGAACAGAGCACGAGACACGCAAAGGAAGGCCACAGCAAAGGCCCCAGGUCGUGGAGCAAGGGGGCCCGUUCGUCCGCCCGCCGCCCGGGACAACGGCUCAGCAUGGCGCGCUCCCUGGACGACCUUGAGUCAGCGGCUUCGUCGGAUGGUGGGCGACGAGAGGCCCUCGGGGAAGGACUCUCCCUGAGGGCGGGCGGAGCCGCCGCCGCCGCCGCCGCGCUCCCCGGGGAGAAACGCAAGCAGAAAAAGAUUAAUAUAGACGAGGCGGAAGAAUUCUUCGAGCUCCUGAGCCGCGCGCAGAGCAGCCGCGCCAACGACCAGCGCGGCCUCCUCAGCAAGGAGGACCUGGUGCUGCCCGACUUCCUGCGGCUGGCCCCUCCCACUUCCUCCGCCUCCUCCACCCCCCGACGCCGCCGCGCCGCCCGCCAGCGGGGCCGGGAGAACGGCCCCCGGGGGCCCUUCGGCUCCAGCCUGCGCUCGGAGAGCCUGGACUCCCCGCUGGGGGGCCCGGGCCUCGGCGCCGGCGCCGGGGGCUCCGACGGACACUCCGGGGGGCCCUCGCGGCGGGGCCCUGCUGCCGCUGCCGCGCCACCCGCCCUUUGCCUGCCGGAGGCCAACUUCACCCCGCCCCCGCCCUGCACCCGCACCCCCCUCGCCACCGCCGCCGCCGCCGCCGCAACACCGACGGCGCCGUCUCUGGGGGCCCCCGAGGGCCAGACGACGGCGUCGGUGACGGUGACCCCCUCAGCCCCCCCGGAGAUGGGGAUGGACAUGGAGGGGGUGCGCCUGGAGGAGGGGGUCCCCCUGAGCCCGUCGGUCCGGGGGGCCGGGGGGGGGGUCUGCCCUGAGCUCAGCCUCAGCUUCCAGGGCUACGUGGAGGAGCUGCGGCAGUGCCAGAGCAAGAUGAGGAACGCCCAGGGGCCCCAGGCCGGGGGCCCCACCGAGGACCCCAAAGGGGACCCCUACAAGGCCACCAUCGUCUGA